Messenger RNA from Mytilus trossulus (common blue mussel), 913 nucleotides. RefSeq names its product cadherin EGF LAG seven-pass G-type receptor 2-like. Gene Ontology annotation, biological process: homophilic cell-cell adhesion. Gene Ontology annotation, cellular component: plasma membrane. Bases 203 to 913 code for a protein of 236 amino acids. NCBI's taxonomy places the organism in Eukaryota, Metazoa, Mollusca, Bivalvia, Mytilida, Mytilidae. Gene Ontology annotation, molecular function: calcium ion binding. The transcript is spliced from 9 exons. The record is from RefSeq and is a predicted model, not a curated record.
GUUCUGCAGUACCAAUAGGAAAACAAAAUGUCAGACAGUACUACAUGUGAACAUUUCUAUUUAUUGUCCAAUGACGUGUCCUUAUAACAUGUGAAACUUGUUAACUUCUUAUCUACCUUUGGUGACCUUUAAAGGACACAUAUGAAAACAAUUUCGUGACCAAAGACAGACCAACGACAGACCAGAUAGAAACCUGGAGGAAAUGUUCUGGAAGUAUGUUGCCGUCCUUACUAUACUUAUGUUUGAAUACACAACGGCUUUAGUUAUACAUAAGCCGCCAAUAAUUCACACCAAUCAUCCAUACCUAAAUAUCAAGGAAAAUUCAAGAGCGGGGACAGAGUUUGUCAUAAUAGAUGCUUCAAGUCAAACAAAUGACACAGUAACUAUAACAACACACGACAAUGCCACAGCAGCAAGAGUAUAUCUGUUCCCAACAAGAUUAGGAAUCAAUUCAACAUACAGAGUUGCUCUUAAGAAGAUCCCGGAUAGAGAGGACGAACGUACAUGGUAUUUGACAUUUAAGGCACAUGACAAUCAUGGAGAUACUUCAUGGACUUUGCCACUACAUAUUGAUGAUGAAAAUGACAACGCUCCAUUCUUUGCACACGACCAUUAUCAUUCUGUUGUUGGAUAUGGAUUGGCAGUUGGGUCUAAAAUUUUACACGUGACUGCAAUGGAUGCAGACGAAGGACCAAAUGCAGCAAUAAGCUACUCCAUGAGCCCCUACCAUGUUUCAUCUCCCUCGUCAAGAUACAAUGCUUUUGAAAUCGAUCCAAACACCGGAGGUAUAACUUUAAAGGAGGAGCUCCAGCAUGGUCACACAACGUAUCAUUAUCAAGUAAAUGCAACGGACAAUGGUGUUCCGAAACAAUCAUCAUCAACACUGGUCAAUAUCGAAAUAUUCGAUUUCUGA